CAACCUUUUUUCACUGAGCUUUGAAAAAGCAAACGACUUCCUUCCAAAUCUUCCUUUUUUUUCCCCACGAACCAAACAAACGCCUCAUCGCUAUAAACUUCCAGCUCCCGGGAAGGACACGGAAACCCGGUGAGCAAAAAGAGGUGUCUUUUGUGCUUGGUUAUUGAUUCAAAAAUAUUCCCCAUCUUGGUUUAUUGUUAGUUAAGUUUUUCUAAUCUUGGGUCCGGGAAAAAUGAGGGAAAAGUUCUGGUUUUUAGCUUGCUUGUGGGUUUUGUUGUCUGGGAAUUGCUUGGGGAGGUUUGUAGUGGAGAAGAACAGCUUGAAGGUGACUUCGCCGGAGUCGAUCAAAGGGGUUUAUGAGUGUGCGAUCGGGAAUUUUGGGGUUCCUCAGUACGGCGGAACCUUGGUCGGCACCGUUGUUUAUCCUAAAGCCAAUCAAGGCGCAUGCAAGUCCUUCGAUGAUUUGGACAUCUCCUUCAAAUCUAAGCCUGGUGGACUUCCCACUUUUCUCCUCGUUGAUCGUGGAGAUUGUUUCUUCACCUUGAAGGCAUGGAAUGCUCAGAAAGCUGGGGCCGCUGCUAUUCUUGUUGCUGAUAACAAGAAUGAGCCCUUGAUUACCAUGGAUACCCCUGAAGAAGAGAAUGCUAAUGCCGAAUACCUGCAGAAGAUCACCAUUCCAUCGGCCCUCAUUAGUAAAUCACUAGGGGACAGCCUCAAGAAAGCCGUCAAUGGUGGGGAAAUGGUUAAUAUGAAUCUCGACUGGAGGGAGGCUCUUCCUCAUCCCGACGAGCGGGUUGAGUACGAGUUCUGGACUAAUAGCAACGACGAGUGCGGGCCAAAGUGUGACAGCCAGAUUGAAUUUGUCAAGAGCUUCAAAGGAGCUGCUCAAAUUCUCGAGCAGAAAGGCUACACCCUGUUUACCCCGCACUAUAUAACUUGGUAUUGCCCGGAAGCUUUUAUUUUGAGCAAGCAGUGCAAGUCGCAGUGUAUCAAUCAUGGGAGGUACUGUGCUCCGGAUCCUGAGCAAGACUUCAGCAAAGGUUAUGAUGGUAAAGAUGUGGUGGUUCAAAAUCUUCGCCAAGUUUGCGUUUUCAGAGUUGCUAAUGAAAGUGGAAAGCCAUGGCUUUGGUGGGAUUAUGUCACGGACUUCUCUAUCCGCUGCCCGAUGAAAGAUCAGAAGUAUAACAAAGAGUGUGCGGAUAAAGUUAUCCGAUCUCUUGGCGUUGAUCUCAAUAAAGUAGACAAAUGUAUUGGUGACACUGAGGCCGAUGUGGAGAACCCAGUUCUGAAAGCUGAGCAAGAUGCACAGAUUGGAAAAGGCCCCCGUGGAGAUGUAACUAUACUGCCAACUCUUGUGAUAAAUAACAGACAGUAUAGAGGGAAGUUGGACAGAGGGGCUGUUCUCAAUGCAAUUUGUGCAGGUUUUCAAGAGACAAAAGAGCCAGCAGUUUGUUUAAGUGAAGAAAUCGAAACUAAUGAGUGCUUAGAAAACAAUGGUGGCUGCUGGCACGACAAGAUUGUUAAUAUUACCGCAUGCAGGGAUACCUUCCGGGGAAGAGUGUGCGAGUGCCCAACAGUUAAUGGGGUGAAGUUUACUGGAGAUGGUUAUACACAUUGUGAAGCUUCUUCGGCUUUACGUUGUCAAUUCAACAACGGAGGAUGUUGGAGAGAAACACGGGAAGGAAGGACAUACUCUGCUUGUAUUGAUGACCAUUCACAUGGUUGCAAGUGCCCAUAUGGAUUCAAGGGUGAUGGAGUCAAGGGCUGUGAAGAUGUUGAUGAGUGCAAGGAGAAGCUGGCAUGCCAAUGUUCUGGGUGCAAAUGCAAAAAUACCUGGGGAAGCUACGAGUGCAGCUGUAGCGGUGGUUCGUUGUACAUGCAAGAGCAUGACAUGUGUAUCAGCAAGAACGGUAGAACAGAGGUAGGCUGGGGGUCCGUGUGGGUAAUAAUUCUCGGACUGAUCGCUGCUGGAGGUGCAGGAUACGCCAUUUACAAGUACAGAAUCCGGAGAUACAUGGAUUCGGAGAUUAGGGCUAUUAUGGCACAAUACAUGCCAUUGGAUAAUCAACCUAAUAACGUUCAUCAUCCAGACAUAUAAGACCAGCACAUGGAACAUUCCCUUAGGUUUAAUAUCUACUCGUUUAGUUUUUGACUUUGUAAUUCUAAAUAAUUUAAGGUUACGUACAUGACAAGUUUUCAUUA
This is a messenger RNA of Hibiscus syriacus, 2202 nucleotides long. Its product is annotated as vacuolar-sorting receptor 1-like. The record is from RefSeq and is a predicted model, not a curated record. The coding region runs from base 233 to 2098 and encodes 621 amino acids. Gene Ontology annotation, molecular function: calcium ion binding. NCBI's taxonomy places the organism in Eukaryota, Viridiplantae, Streptophyta, Magnoliopsida, Malvales, Malvaceae. The transcript is spliced from 12 exons.